AUGCUGUCCCGCAAGGCCACGGCCAUCCUGCUGGUAGUGCACGCAGCCGCCAUGCUGGCCUCCCAGACGGAAGGCUUUGUUCCCAUCUUCACCUACGGCGAAGUCCAGAGGAUGCAAGAAAAGGAGAGGUACAAGGGGCAAAAGAAAUCCCUGAGUGUACAGCAGAGGUCAGAGGAGGGCCCUGCGGACCCUGCGGAGCCCCGGGAAGACAGACAAGAAGUUAUCGAGCUGACUGCUCCUGUGGAAAUUGGAAUGAGGAUGAACUCCAGGCAGCUGGAAAAGUACCAGGCCACCCUGGAAGGGCUGCUGCGCAAGGUGCUGCCAUCCUCCCGAAACGAGGCCCCGGAGCCUGCACGGUGCACGCCCCCACAGUUUCCGACGCACGUACUGAUCAACCCAAGCACAGCUGCGAGAUCCCGGGAAGCACUGCCAAGACAGCCGCUAAAAAAUGGGGAGAGCGGGCUGCAGCAGGGCACGUCGGAGGUAACGCACUCAGAGAAGCAGGAAAAGAAAAGGCUCCCUUUCUCGUCGUCCCUGUUUCGCGCCUUCCCCUCGCCCUCUGCUGGGGUCCGCCCCGACAGUGAGCCCAUCUUGCCCCGUCACCAGCAGGGGGCGCCCAAUUCUGGGGCCAGCGUCCCCACACCCUCUGGGGGAUUUUCUCGAAGCUCCUGA
This is a messenger RNA of Budorcas taxicolor (takin), 672 nucleotides long. RefSeq names its product motilin (gene MLN). NCBI's taxonomy places the organism in Eukaryota, Metazoa, Chordata, Mammalia, Artiodactyla, Bovidae. Gene Ontology annotation, cellular component: extracellular region. Gene Ontology annotation, molecular function: motilin receptor binding; hormone activity. The transcript has 5 exons. Bases 1 to 672 code for a protein of 223 amino acids. The record is from RefSeq and is a predicted model, not a curated record.